AUAGUCCGUAGCAUUCUGGGAUUUGUUGUUCCGCCUCGCUGCAGUGUCCGAUGUUACGUCUCUCUAGAAAACUACAAUUCCCAGGGUGCCCCAGUGCCAGCACCCUCACGUGGUACCGCACAGCCAAUCAGCGUGGCUCCAGCCCGAGAGUGAGGCUGGGAGGCGGAGCUUCUCGCACAGGUAUUACUGAGGCCCCUCCCUCCCACAAGGAGCCAAUGGGAAUGUGGGAGGAAGCGAGUGACCCAGUGAUGGGGAAGAAGGAUAAAAAUGAGGAGCGGAAGGAGAGAAUCCUGAAUCUCACACUGGAGAUUAUCUAUCUGCUGACUGGAGAGGGCUACGUCAUCCCUAAGAAGAAGAGCCCAACUGUGGGUUUGGGGGCCCUGCAUGCCCCUGGCUCCGUCAUACAGAAGGAAAAUGACAAGAAGAUCCUGGAACUCAUCUCCAACAUCAUCCAGCUGCUGACUGGAGAGGAGUGGGAGUAUAUAAAAGGAAACAAGGCCCUUUACAGGGAAGGGAUAAAGGAGGAGGAGGAGCCCCAGCAGCUCCGCCCACUGGGCUGUGAAAAUGAAGAGAAGAGCAAUACAGAGGCCAAUAUGGAUCCAGCUUUUCCUUGUGCAGAGGAACCAAGCAAGACUUUGGCCGAAGAAACUGUUAUUCCUGCAGCUAUGAAUCCCCAACUUAUUGACACUUUUCUGGCGGAAACAACUGGACCACAGUGUGGCAUUAAGAAGGAACUAUCUUCAUGGGAAGAGGGAAACCAAUCAGAUUGCAGCAUUAAUCCCCUUACAGAACAGAUACAGGGAACAGACACACCUACUCCUAUCAUGGAACACACUUUGAACAACAGCUCAGACAUUUUUUACAAUAGGUUUGAUACAAACAUUCAUAUAAAUGCCCUACACGCGGCCCACCUUGCCAAACAUCCCCCCCAGGGGAUCUAUAACUGCCCGACCUGCCAUAAACCUUUCACUAAAAGCUAUGAUUUUAUCAGGCACCUGAGAACUCACACAGGGGUAAAACCCUUUUCGUGCUCGGAAUGUGGGAAAUCUUUUACUCGCCGCUCAAACCUGAAUGUACAUCGUAGAACUCACUCUGGGAAUAUCCCACAGGGCCAACAGCAAACAGCUUUGUGUGACGGGGGAAACCAAUCAGAUUGCAGCAUUAAUCCCCUUACAGAGCAGAUACAGGGAACAGACACACCUACUCCUAUCAUGGGGUGCAGCCUGAAUAACAGCCCGGCAGCCAAUUAUAUAUCAGAUGCUUCACUGGAAGUAGAGCAGAGAAACCAAUCAGAUGGCGGCAUUAAUAUACUUCCAGAGCAGAUUCGGGAAACUGAUGCAUCUCCUCAAAUGCGAGGCAGUGAGAAUGAUUUGGCAGCCAAUUAUAUAUCAGUUUCUAUUAAAGAGGAAUCAGCUUUAUGUGAAGAGGGAAACCAAUCAGAUUGCAGCAUUAAUCCCCUUACAGAACAGAUACAGGGAACUGAUAAACCUUCAAUGAUGGAACACCGCCCGGCUGGGGGCUUGCCAGGAAUUAAGCCCAGUAACUACAGUAUAACCCAUCCCCCACGUACGUCCCAGCUGGCAGAACCUACCAUCCCGGUGCUUUAUACCUGUGUCGAAUGCCAUAAACAUUUUACUAAGAACGAUGAUCUGAUCAGGCAUCAGAGGACUCAUUCUGGGGAGAAACCGUUCUCGUGUUCCGAAUGUGGCAAAUGUUUCACCCGUCGCUCAAACCUCAACGCGCAUUUUCGAAUUCACACCGGGGAGAAACCAUUCACUUGCUCCGAGUGCGGCAAAUGCUUCACUCGCAGCUCCCUGCUCAUCAUACACAAGAGGACGCACACCGGGGAGAAACCAUUCACGUGCGGCGACUGCGGGAAAUGUUUCACCAAUCACUCAGACCUUAAAAUCCACCACCGGAUUCACACCGGGGAGAAACCGUUCACUUGUAACGAAUGUGGCAAAUGCUUCACGCAGCGCGCGCACCUACGGGUGCAUCGCAAAAUCCAGAAAAUCUGCAAACGUUCCUACUUUGAUGUCAGGACUCUCAUGUCUGAUCCGAACUGCACCUUCACGAUAAACGUGUAGCCAGGUUUGUGACUUACGUGGGCUUCGCUUACCCAUAAUGCAACGUGGGGCCAUGGAAUUAGGGAAAGUCCUCAGUCCCUAUUAAAGUGUUUUCCUGCUAAGAGCAAAGUGGAAAAAUACACCCUAAAGGUGCUAGUAAUGGGGCAAUAGAGAGCAAUGGCGUACUGAGAAAUGGGCCGGACUUGUAUUGUGAGGUUCCAGGAGCGAGAAAUCUGAUCUGAGUGAAUUGGAGAGUUGGACGAGGAUCUUACAUACAAUGUGAAUUUGAUUUGGAGGCUUUUGCCUUUAGGGGAUAAAGAGGAUUUUCUUGCCUAUAUGAUAAAAUCACAUGACGUGUUACUGUACGGUUUCUGAUCCCCGCAGGGCAAGUCUCUGCUACACAUUUAGAAUGAGGGAUGAGUGCUGGAACCUGGGCAGGUCUGGAUCAUACCAUUUAUGCCACCCAAGGUCGUUAUGUUGUGACUCCACCCUCCCCCAUGUUGAUCUACUGAAUUCUCCAAAAAAUAUACCGUAUAUACUCGAGUAUAAGCCGAGGUACCUAAUUUUACCUUAGAAAACUGGAAAAACUUCUUGACUCAAGUAUAAGCCUAGGCAUCCAUUUCUUUUAACACACCUGCACACUAGCUUGUGUCCGUGUAGUAAGGGCAGCGCCGGAUUACUUGUCCAACCGGCCAACCAUCUAAAUGUUAUCAUUUCAAUUUUGCAAAACCUGAUGGGGCUGAACCCUUAUUAAUCAGUUAAAAGAAACUGCUGGAUUACUUAUACUUUACUUGUUUUACAACCACCUUAUUGUUUUACAAACACUUUAGCACCAUAGCAAAGGUUCUGAUUCCUCUGUAGGAAUUCUGUGUUACUGAAAGCCGUGUAUUGGGUUCCCCAAGAGAUAUUUUAUGGCCUCUAGACUCGAGCUUCAUAGUUGGAUCAUUCUAUUUGGUACUGAGCUACUAUAUGGAAAGUGCUGAUUUAAAGCCACGCCCCUGCCUGAAUAAAAAACAUAGCUGGUACUCGGUACUACUUGUAUGGUUGGCCUCCGGACUUAUCCGGGCGCUCCCCUCAUAGUUCGCUUCAGAAGGUAAUGGAUUACGUGGGCCUUGGCAAGAGCUGUACGGCUUGUUUUCGGUUGUGGUCUCUCUGCUAGUUUCUGGGCCUGUUGGAAGUAGCUAUAUCGGGCAAAUGUCACGCGCGCACGGGGGGGGUAACGCACCGCACUGCGACGCAUGCACGGCGCACGCCCGAUGGCGAGGUAAUACAGCUGGAGAGGUAAUACGGCGCUGCCUUUGAUACUUGCCUCGAGUAUAAGCCGAGGGUUCCUUUUUAAGCACAUUUUGUAUGCUGGAAAACUCGGCUUAUACUCGAGUAUAUACGGUAAGCAGAAAUUCAAGCCCAAACUACAACAUUCAUUAGUUGUUAUGAGACAAGGAGGUUUGCUUGCCGUCAUGGCUUCAUCCAUGAUCGGAACCUUCUCACCUGAACCCUCUAUGCUGAGAGCAGACCGGCCCGGGGCUAUUCCUAUAGCAACUGCAGCAUUUACACACGGAGAGACACAGGCCUUAUCCCUCAGCUUUUGUUCUUCUGUGCCCAUUGGAUUAGUAGAGGGACAAACAGACAAAUACACUGAGCUGAAGUGUAGAUUUUAUCAUUUGUUACUAAGGAAGCAGGUGAUUUUGAGCCGGACCAGGUCGCUCCCCAGGAAUCUGAUUGAUACUCGAGUGACUGAUUAGCCGAGUGUGAGGAUCUCAGCUUUUGUCUUAUGAGAUGUGUAAGGGAAUUCCACUGGUGUGUAAGUUACGGUAAUUAAAAUAUUUUGGGUCUUUCUAAA
Messenger RNA from Xenopus tropicalis (tropical clawed frog), 3906 nucleotides. RefSeq names its product gastrula zinc finger protein XlCGF53.1. Gene Ontology annotation, cellular component: nucleus. The record is from RefSeq and is a predicted model, not a curated record. The transcript has 5 exons. NCBI's taxonomy places the organism in Eukaryota, Metazoa, Chordata, Amphibia, Anura, Pipidae. Bases 51 to 2087 code for a protein of 678 amino acids.